Eurytemora carolleeae is the source of this 1310-nucleotide messenger RNA. RefSeq names its product class E basic helix-loop-helix protein 22 (gene Oli). The transcript has 5 exons. Lineage: Eukaryota; Metazoa; Arthropoda; Copepoda; Calanoida; Temoridae. The coding region runs from base 436 to 1245 and encodes 269 amino acids. Gene Ontology annotation, molecular function: protein dimerization activity. The record is from RefSeq and is a predicted model, not a curated record.
UGUCUGCUUCCCUGUCUUUGAUUAGUCCGAAUUCAGCGGACGGUCUGUGAUUGGCUUGAUGUAGCUGGUUCGCCUGCUGUGAGCGGAUGGUUUACUUCUUGCCCAGUGUAUGGUCGGAGGAUGGUUUGGGGUAGCUAACUAUACCACCAGUUCAACACAGGGUUUCAAGUAUUCCUCAGUCACGGAUAUAAACGCCGAUUACCCAGACCACCCGCCGUUUACCCAAACACACCCGCCGUUCAACCCAAACAACCGCCUUUCACCUCAAAAAUCUUCCUCAACAAACGUAUAUGAAAAAGAUAACUGUUUGGGUGAAAGGAAGCCCAUUGACGUGUUUGUGAAACUGUGAAGAUUUUAAAAAAUGGCGGUUACUGAUGAAACCAUCGCCGUUUAAACAAAAAAAAUCUUAUCUUAGGCAAGCCUUUUCAGACUGAUAUGGAAAACUCUGGAAUGUUUCUAUCCUCUCCCCGCCCCCUUCUCCCACCUCAGUUCCUCCUCCCCUCCUCAAGACUAACUGUCCCGCCCACCUCCUUGUUUAGGACCACGCCCUCCUCCCCUGACUCUACCAGGUUCCCCUGCUCCGCCUACUCAAUAGCCCGCCUUGCUGGCCUUCAGUCUGAGGAUAUCGUCUCCCCGACCUCAACUAAGGACGAGGACGACUACGAGGACGAGGACGGGUCGGAGCUAGACCUUGUCGGAGAUUUCGAUUCCAGCAGCCCUGGCUCCGGGAAGGGUCGAGGAAAGAGAGAGAAGGGCGGCGGGGGAAAGGUGAAUGAUUUGGAGUCCAAGAAGAUUCAACGGUUGAGCAUUAAUGCGCGUGAGCGUCGGAGAAUGCACGAUCUGAAUGAUGCAUUAGAUGAUCUUAGGAAUGUGAUACCGUACGCACACUCUCCGUCAGUGCGUAAACUGAGUAAGAUUGCUACCCUUCUGUUAGCUAAGAACUAUAUCCUGAUGCAGACCAGCGCGCUGGAAGAAAUGCGUAAGCUGGUCAACUACUUGUCCCACUCUGCUGGUAUACCUGUACCCUGCCUUCCCACCCCCUCCCUGGGGAUUCCCCCUCCCCCCUUUCCCCUUCAAAUACCGGGGGAAUCCACCCGCCUACCUUCCUCACUUUUCCCCAGGUUGUCGGGUCCCCUUCUCCAUUCUUCACAUUUCCCCCCCUCCUCCCUACCCUUGUCUCUCAGCCAAUCUUUAUCUAUGUCCCAUACUGACGCAAUAGUUUCACACCUAGAGGACAAAAAAUGAAACCAAAAUAAUAAUUUAUGUUAUAAAAAAUAUCAUUUGUAUUUAAUCGCUACCAACAAAUUAUG